Messenger RNA from Spea bombifrons (plains spadefoot toad), 1848 nucleotides. RefSeq names its product NOP56 ribonucleoprotein (gene NOP56). Gene Ontology annotation, cellular component: box C/D methylation guide snoRNP complex; small-subunit processome. The coding region runs from base 28 to 1680 and encodes 550 amino acids. The transcript is spliced from 12 exons. Gene Ontology annotation, molecular function: snoRNA binding. Lineage: Eukaryota; Metazoa; Chordata; Amphibia; Anura; Pelobatidae. The record is from RefSeq and is a predicted model, not a curated record.
UCUGUUUGCGACACGCGGGAGGGAGACAUGGUUCUGCUCCACGUGCUGUUUGAACAUGCCGCCGGCUAUGCGCUGUUUGCCGUUAAGGAGGUGGAGGAGAUCGGGAUGCUGCUCCCGCAGGUGGAGGAGAGUCUCCUGAACAUCGCCAAGUUUAACGGCAUCGUGAAGCUCGCCGCCUUCCUGCCCUUCAAGUCGGCCCAAAGUGCCCUGGAGAAUGUGAACGCUAUCUCUGAGGGGGUCCUGCACGAGGAACUCAAGCUGUUCCUGGAGACUCACAUGCCGGCCAAGAGGAAGAAGGCACUGCUGGGUGUAGGAGAUCCCAAGAUUGGAGCUGCCGUCCAGGAGGAGCUGAAAAUUGCAUGUCAGACGGGUGGCGUGGUGGCCGAGAUCCUGCGAGGGAUCCGGCUGCACUUCCACUCGCUGGUGAAGGGUCUCACCGCUCAGUCGGCCUCCAAGGCGCAGCUGGGACUCGGCCACAGUUACUCCCGAGCCAAGGUGAAGUUCAACGUCAACAGGGUGGACAACAUGAUCAUUCAGUCCAUCAGCUUGUUGGACCAGCUGGACAAGGACAUCAACACCUUCUCCAUGAGAGUCAGGGAGUGGUACGGCUAUCACUUCCCGGAGCUGAUAAAGAUCGUGUCUGAUAACUUCACGUACUGCCGCCUGGCCAAGUUCAUCGGGAACCGCAAGGAGCUGAGCGAGGAGAAGCUGGAGGAGAUGGAAGAGAUCGCCAUGGAUGGCGCCAAGGCCCAGGCCAUCCUCGAGGCGUCGCGCUCAUCCAUGGGGAUGGACAUCUCUCCCAUUGACCUGAUUAAUAUCGAGAGCUUCUCGAGCCGCGUCAUCUCGCUGUCCGAGUACCGGAAGGGUCUGCAGGAAUAUCUCCGCUCCAAGAUGAACCAGGUGGCGCCCAGCCUGUCGGCGCUCAUCGGUGAAGUGGUCGGCGCGCGUCUCAUCUCCCACGCUGGCAGCCUGACAAACCUCGCCAAGUACCCGGCGUCCACGGUGCAGAUCCUCGGCGCGGAGAAAGCCCUGUUCAGGGCUCUGAAGACCAGAGGAAACACUCCUAAGUACGGCUUAAUCUUCCACUCGACGUUCAUUGGCCGAGCGGCUGCCAAGAACAAGGGCCGCAUCUCCCGCUACCUGGCCAACAAGUGCACCAUCGCCUCUCGGAUAGAUUGCUUCUCGGAGUUCCCCACCAGCGUGUUUGGAGACAAGCUCCGGGAGCAGGUGGAGGAGAGGCUGUCUUUCUAUGAAACCGGUGACGCUCCUCGCAAGAACCUGGAUGUGAUGAAGGAAGCCCUGGUGGAGGCCACUGAAGUUGUGUCUGAGUUGAAGAGGAAGCAGGAGAAGAGGGAAAAGAAGAAAAAGAAGCGCGAGAAGAGGCGUCUGGAGGCUCUGGCUGCUGCCGAGGAGGAAGAGCCUGAGGAGCCGACCCCCAAAAAAAGCAAGAAGAAUGUCGAGGUGCAAGAAUCUGGGAAAAAGAAGAAAAAGCAGGAAUCCGAGCCAGAGGUCUCUGAGAACGGGUUAGAGGAGGAAGAGGCUCCGUCCAAAAAGAAGAAGAAGAAGAAGUCCGUCCCGGAAGAGGCUCCCCCAACAGAGAAGUCGUCUGUCCCGGAAGAGGCUCCCUCAACGAAGAAGAAGAAGAAAAAAUCCAAAGUGCAGGAGGAGGAGUCAUCGUGAGCAGGCCCCGGGGCCCCGUCCCAUGGACUGAUAAGACUGUGCUGUUAAACAGACUUUUCAUUAUUUACUUUUUUUUUUUUGUACAUAGACUGGGGGUCCGGGCUGCCCGCCGGUUGGAAAGGGCAUUUCACCAUUAAAUUUGUUUUCUAUUAAAUGCCACUGAAGGGC